Messenger RNA from Protopterus annectens (West African lungfish), 5555 nucleotides. It is a transcript of the gene BCL9L, whose product is annotated as BCL9 like. Gene Ontology annotation, molecular function: beta-catenin binding; transcription coactivator activity. The record is from RefSeq and is a predicted model, not a curated record. Gene Ontology annotation, cellular component: beta-catenin-TCF complex. The transcript is spliced from 10 exons. Bases 370 to 4842 code for a protein of 1490 amino acids. Gene Ontology annotation, biological process: canonical Wnt signaling pathway; negative regulation of transforming growth factor beta receptor signaling pathway; positive regulation of transcription by RNA polymerase II. Lineage: Eukaryota; Metazoa; Chordata; Ceratodontiformes; Protopteridae.
UCAAGAAUCAAUAGUGGACACUUGGAAGAGAAAAAAAGUCAAGAGGAGGUGAUGGUUAGAAAAAUUCAGAAGAAUUUACCUUCAUGUUGCGUGUCAGGUACACUGGGUGAUCCAGGGAUUUUCUUCAGUCAUGACCUGGGAUAAAGGCUAGCAACAUUUUUCAUUACAAAGAUUCCACAUCGUGUGCUAAGUGAUGGUUCUAUACACAAUGACGGGUAGUUUUCCAAUAUUUGACAGUAUUGCUGGUUGCUCAUCAUAGGUCAACAAAGGAGUUAAGAAGCCAGUCAUAGAUUUCUACAAGUUGAAUCAGAGAACAGCAACAAGGAGUUGGAAGUCCCUCCAUCAUCACCAGCCAUUUUAGCCAAUCAAAUGCACCCGGAUAAUAAACUAAGUAAUCAUGGCAAGACAGCUAACAGUGGUACCCCAUCCCAGCACCAGAAUGUGAACCAAGGUCCCACCUGCAACCUGGGGUCAAAGGGCGUGGGGGUGGGAAAUCAUGGCAGCAAGGCCAAUCAGAUUUCUCCUGGGAACUCUGGACUGAAAAAUAGCCAGAACACAAUUCAGAACAUUGGUUCAUUAAAGGGAAAAGUGAAACAUGAACAGUGUGUGUCUGUGGAUUCUGUAGAUCAGACAGAGGCAUGUACACCUACAUUAGACACAGAAUCAAAAGAGGGAAUUCCGAGGAGUAAGAGACGGUGUGUGUUGGAGAGGAAACAACCAUACAGUGGAGACGAGUGGUGUUCUGGGCCUGACAGCGAAGACGAGAAUCCUCUUCCUAGUGCACACAACUGUAAUGUAGCAGAUUGCAAUAUGUCGGUACCUCCACAGCCAGCUCCUGGUUCCAAUGCACUGCCUAGCCUGAAUGAAACUGGUUCUUCCAAUGCAUCUCAUAGCUCCUCCACUAACUCUGGACUGCAACCUGAAAGUGUUGUUGGUGCUUCAGGAAAGCCACCUUCUCAGCUUGUCUAUGUUUUCACUACACAUCUGGCUAACAAAGCUGCAGAGGCAGUGCUGCAAGGUAGAGUGGACUCGAUUGUGGCUUAUCAUCAACAAAAUGUUCCUCGUAGCAAGUUGGAGCAGAUCUCUCAUAUAACUCAGAAGAUGCCGGGACUUCAGGAGCCGCUACAUUUGAACACACCUUCAGCUGUUACUCCACAGCCUCAGCUUGCACCACCACCACCACCACCACCUCAAUCAGCUGCGCAACAACAGCAGCAGCAGCAGACUGUGCAGCAACCACCACAGAAUCCUAGUCAAACAGAUGUUGUACACACACCAAGUGCACUUCCACAGGAUGGACAAGCAGAUGAAGCCUGUUCAGAUCUGACUCCAGCCCUAAUGCGGAAUGGCAGUAAUAACAGUAAUAGUAGUAGCACUAGCAGCAAUAGCAGUAGUACAGCAGGAAACAACCAUCCAGGGGCACCAAACUCUGCCAUCAGCCAGAUGCAGACAGUGAAGGCAGAAACCCCUGGUGCUCCAAGUUCAAAUGUACUCACAGAAACAACAAACACAAAUACUGCUGGAAAUGAACAGGCAAAUGUGACCCAUGCAACUGUUGAAAGCAGUGAAGUGUUAUCAAAAGAACAGCUGGAACAUAGAGAGCGUCAGUUACAAACCUUAAGAGACCUUGAGCGGAUCCUUCUGAGUAAAGAUGAGACAUUAUUGAAAUCCAAUCAAAGUGGCAAUGAAGUUCAGCCACAGCAGGGACUCAAAAAGUACGAAGAACCCCUCCAGUCAAUAAUAUCACAGACUCAAAGUCUUGGUGGCCCAAACAUGGAGCAUGAGUCACCUCACCAUUUAACAUCUGAUUUGGGACAGCAAAUUAACUUGAUGGUGCAGAGGAUGCCCCAUGAUAACUUGACACCAGAGCAGAUAGCAUGGAAAAAAUUGCAAGAAGAGUACUUGGAGGAUAAAAGGAGAAAAGAAGAACAGGCCAUCAUGCAUCAGAGAACAGUGCAGGACAUGAUGAUGCAGCAGCCUAUUGGCGGUAUGAUGGUAAGAGGACCACCACCACCAUACCACAGCAAAUCUGGUGAACAGUGGCCACCUGGAAUGGGAAACAGACUUGGAGGUCCUAUAGACAUUCAAGAUCCCAUGCAACCCAGAGGAGGGCCAUCAUUUCCUGGUCCACGGCUUCCUAGCAGUCAGUUACGUGUUGGUGGCUACGGAGGGGUGCAAAACAUGCCAGUGGAUGCUGUAGGGCCCAUGAAUGCUGCCAUGCAGCGUUCCUUGAGACCUGGAGUCAGCUGGCCAGAUGAUAUGCCUCCUGUUGGAGGUCCAAGGAGUUUUCCACAAGGAAACAUGCCUUACCCUCCAGCACAAAGUGAAUCUGAGCGGUUCAUAACUCCAAGAACAAGAGAAGACCUACUAAGGCAGCAGCUUAUGGAGAAGAGGUCCAUGGGAAUGCAGAGGCCAAUGGGUCUUCCCAGUGCAGGCAACAUGGGUAACAUCAACCAAGAAAUGGAAAUGGAAAGGAUAAUGCAAGCUCAGAGGCAGAUGGACUCUGGUAUUUUCCCUGGGGAAAAUCUUGGUGGGAAUCCUAUGGGGAUAGAGUUUGGUGCUACAAGAGGGAUGCUGAGUCCUCCAAUGACACAGACAGGCUCUUUAAGGGAUAUAGAAACACAAAUUGGUCCUGGAAACUUCAAUAUGAAUGUCAAUAUGAACAUGAAUAUGAAAUUCAAUGUACAGAUGACACCUCAGCAGCAGAUGUUGAUGUCGCAAAAGAUGAGAGGACCUGAACUUAUGUCUCAAGGCAUGACUCCAGAAGAGAUUGCAAGGAUUCGAGCACAGAAUAGCAAUGGAAAUGGAAUGAUAGGUGGACCUCAGAAAAUGAUGAUGCCCUCACAAUUCACUAACCCAGCUCAACAAGGUUUUACAAGUGGGCCAGGGUCCUAUCCAAAUAUUCCUCAGGAAAUGGGAAACCCUUCGGACAUGUUCAAUGCAGAGCAGGUUCUCAUGCCAGUUGGAAGCAUUAGUGGUACCACUAGGCUCAGCCACAUACCAAUGCAACCAUCAAACCAACCUCCCAACCAUGUGCACCAAACUGUUUCAAGGGGACUUGGCCGAAGGCCUUCUGAUCUCACAAUCAGUGUCAGCCAGAUGAACUCUCCUGGAAUGAGUAACCUUAAAUCACCAACUUUAAGUCAAGUGCACUCUCCAUUAGUUAUGUCCCCUUCAGCCAACCUGAAGUCCCCUCAGACACCAUCCCAGCUAGUUAAUUUGCAGUCUUCUAAUCAGUCUGGUCCAUUGAAAUCCCCACAGGUACUUAGUUCAUCCCUAAGUGUUCGAUCUCCUACUAGUUCUCCAAAUCGACUUAAAUCUCCCUCCAUGACAGUGCCCUCUCCUGGAUGGACAGCUUCUCCCAAAACUGCGCUUCCAAGUCCUGGAAUAAACCAGGGCAAACAGUCUGCCAAUAUGAACUCUGUCGUUACUGUUGGAGGGAUGGAUCAGGGACCACUCCCUCCAGUUUCUAGAAAUAGUUCUUCAGGGCCCAUGAAUAACACCAUGAAUCCCAACAUGCCUUUCACCUCCUCUCCAGAGUCUACCCCUACCCAGAAUCCUCUGUCACUGAUGAUGUCACAGAUGUCAAAGUAUGCCAUGCCCAGCUCCACUCCGCUCUACCACAACGCCAUUAAAACCAUAGCUACAUCGGAUGAUGAAUUAAUGCCAGACAGGCCAAUGCAUCACUCGGGAAAUGUGCCAGGUUCAAUAGGAAACCAGCCUGAUCAAAUGCACUUAAAUUCAGCAAUUCCCACCUCCUCUCAUAGUCCUGUUGGCAUGAAUAUACCUGGCCAGCAGCCUCUGUCUCACGACCCUUCAACACCAUUGAUGAGCUCUCCAAAUCCUUUGAGUUCCAACAUUCCGAUGCAUCCAGGAGGACAAGGAUCUGCACCUCAGAACCCUAUGCUGAUGGGUCCUGGACCACAGGACUCAAUGGGUCAGCCCUGUGGCCCUGUUUCAAACAAUGGACAGAUGCUCCCAACAAACCAUUUGAGUUUCUCACGUUUGCAGCAGUCGCACAACCCCUUGCAGUCACCAGCAGCUGGUAUGCCAAUGACUCAAGUAGGCGGAGGACACUUACAACAACACUACCCACCAGGGAUUGCCCUAACACCAGAUGAUGUAGCCCCUCCACAGCCUGGCCAGAUACCACCUCAUCAGCAUAUCAUUGCUAAAAGCCUGCCUUCACGGACUGGAGAAUCUUACCCACCUGUCUUGUCUGGAGUUGCCUCUGUUCUAAAUGACCCUGAUCUUAGUGAUGUCAUACGUCCAUCUCCUACUGGCAUUCCUGAAUUUGAUCUAUCACGCAUCAUUCCUUCAGAAAAGCCAAGCAGCACACUGCAGUAUUUUCCCAAGAAUGAUAGCCAGCUGCCCAAAUCUCAGCCUUCCAACCUGCACCUCAUCAACUUGCAGAAUAUGAUGGUUGACCAGCCACCAAUCAGACCUAGUAUGAGUGUUCCAAAUCUUCCAGGACAGCAGGGGGUGCAGCGGGGACUAAACAUUCCCCUUUGUCACCCAGGACAGAUGUCGAUGCUAAGUAGGACAGGAAUGCCACCACAGCAGGGCAUGAUGGGAAAUACUAUGCAUCAAGGAAUGAUGUCACCACAGCAAUCUAUGAUAGCUCAGCAAAUGAUGAUGCAAGCUAAGCAGAGGAGUAUGUCUAUGUCUGGUGAGAUGUAUGCUCAGACUGGACACAUGAUGGCACCACAGGGCGCUGUCAUGGGGCCACCAUCUCAACAGGGUAUCAUGGUGUCACACCAGAUGAGACAAAGGAGCAUGUCCCUAGAUGGCCAAAUGAACUAUGGCCCUUUGCCAGGAAAUAUGGCGAAUCUGCCUUUCUAACUGCUUCAUGUUUUGUUUAAUUGUACAAAAUGUAAUUUGAGCCUUUUUGAGUUUUUAUUUUCAGAUUUGGGAUGGACAUUUUUUUAACAUGGAUGAUGACUGUCUUCUGUUAUUGGGAAGGGGAAGAAUGGGAUUAUAUGAGGGAAAACACAAACAGUAAACAUUUUUAAGAAUAAUCAUCAGCCAGAACUUCCAGUCUUUUUUUCUGAAACCAAAUGUUGUGCAGAGAAUUAAAAAUUACUGUAAGUUAGUUGCUGGGUUUGUGAUUGUUUUUAACUGUUCUUUAUUUCUGUGUUUUAAUAGAAGCAUCAGAAAAAAUCAGUUAAAAAAUUCAAAGAACUUUUGGGGAGUAUGUUUUAGUUGGGAGCAGCUGGCAGCCAUAAAUUUUUUUUUCUUAAGUGUCUGGAGUGUAUGAAUUGUCCUGUUUUAAAAAAAGAAAAAAAUGAUGACAAAAAAAAAAGAAAAAAACUGUGCACCUUGCUAUAGUUUUACUUGGAUGGUCUCUGGUUUGAUAUCAAGAGCAGCACCUUGCUGUAAGAUGUUACUCUUUUUUUCCUUUUUGAGAAGGGUUGUUUUUAUUAUAAGCAGCAGGAUCUGAUGAUGGGUCUUUAUUUUCUCAACAGAUUGUUUCCAAUCCACUGGGUUGGCUUGACUCAAAUUUCUCUCUGCACUUGGGGCUGUGAUUUAAGAAUAAAAAGUGAAGGAACAUUGAA